UUUUUUUACAUAUAUUUGAAUCUUCUAUACAAGCAAUACAGAUACUAUAAAGAGAUUCUUUCCCUUUCAUGGAUCAAUGAACAUCAUAAAUCUCGUAAAGUUCAAGGUUACUACAUUUCUCGAUUUUUUAUUAUAUCACUUCUUUUUUCACUCUUCAUUCAAAAUUAAUCGAAUCACUCUUUUAAUCUCCGAUGUCGUAACGUAAUUUAAAAAAAAAGUGUGUAUUGAGAAAAAAAAAAUUCAUUUAGUAUUGAAUUAUACACCGGAUUCUCGGUAUAAGAAAAAAGAAGAAUGUGACCAAACCGGUCGAUUAUAUCAUUUUCAAUUCUAUUUUUUUACGACAAUUGUAAAGCGCAAACAUGUAUGCAACGCACGACCAUAGUUCGAUUCCCCCAUUAAAAAAGGCGGCAAGGAUUUUGACGUCAACGCGCAGCAAGGUUUCGCCUCCCACUAGGAGGAACACUAGGCUUCGUGGUUGGAAAUCCUCGGCGCAGAUGCGACUUCGGAAAGGGACGUUCCGACGCCUUCAACGCUCACCACGACAUCGAAACCGGGGAACGCGGUUGAUCAGCAGUUUCUGAGAUGUCGACACGAACGCAUACUUCUUGCCGUUAAUUCUGCUCCGUCUACGUGUGCUCCUCGCGUGUGCGCGUGUAAGUAGAUAAGCAUGUGCGGAUUCAUGUGUCGCGUAUAGUCAGUCACAGGACGUCGCGCAUCCUCGAUAUUUCAACCUGACGGACACCCACCAGGUAGCUGCAAUCAUCGAUUAUCGCAACCAGUUACCAGUCGACAACAGUUUUAUCUUUGCCGCGCGAAACGAAUAACGAUAAUCCAGCGCGAUGGAAAGGGAUGCGUGCCGUUUGAGGGUAGAAGUUCGCUAUUUUGAAAGAUAGACGGCGACGUCGACGAAUUUUUGAGCUUGUUUUUUCGAAGGAACGCUCGUCAAAGGAAAACGUGCUUUGCCUCGUAAUUGGACGGAGCGGGAAAGUAUCGAAAGUAGCUUUCGCUACGGAAGAUUUAAACGCUUUCGUAAACGGUAUCGUUCUCCCCCAGAAACUCAACGUUGAAAAAGUUACGCCACGGUGUUGCCGUUUGCCAAAUCGCGUCGCCGCUUGUUCUUGCUCAGUUGUCAUCUUUCGACUUGUCGCUUAUAGCGAUCAGCAACAUUGCAACACGUUUCAUCGAUGCCUAUUUUUGAUGUGCAGUUUAUUUUACGAACGAUCCCGAUGUAUCGUUUUCAGAAAUAACUUUUGUUCGUCUCUCUGAGUGCAAAUUUUUCCACAGACUGAUCGUUGCCUGGGAAAGAGUUAGCAGUCCAGCGUUGCCUCGCUAUCGAGCGUUUGUUCUACAACGUGGUGUUGCAAAAACGUCUCGCUCUCGAGUAGAAUCUCCCGCGUGGAACAAAUUCGACGAAAAAGAUUGUUUCGACCGACGAAUACUUUCAAUUAAUCUCUUCCCCGAUAACUUUUAUCUUUUUAUCACGUUUUAGGUAUUUCGUGCGUAUAAAGAAAAAAAAAGAGGAAUAAGAAGAAGAGGGAAAAGAAAAGGAAGGAAACGGUUUGACGCUUUGAUCGGGAUAUGUGCCGAUGCGUCUCGUAAUGGGACUGCUCGCCAUGCGACGUCGGUCCACCUGCUAUCCUUUGUCAUGCUAAUUGUGCAACCUGACUUCCCUUCCACGAGAAGCGAACGAGGAAACACCGUACGUCUCGACCGACGAAUCGAUAAAGCGGGGUGUGGCUUUGCAACGGUGGAGAAUUUCCAAAGUCUGACCACGCGGGGAUCUUGUUCCCGAUUCAAUCCAAGAACGGACGGAAUACGAGAUUGAUCAGGAUGAUAGCCUGCUGGGUAUUGACCGGUGUGUUCGGAGCUAUCGUGUUGCUCUACGGGGUGAUAGAGGUUCAUUAUUUCCUUCGCAUGUUCUUCAUCGUGUUCUUCGCGCGUUUCUGCAAGAAGAGAGUUCGCAUCCUCGACGAGACCACUGUAUACGGUAUCUGCACCACGACGGACGUGGAUCCAUUGCUCUCCCACAUGAACAACGCGAGAUACCUUCGCGAGCUCGAUUUCGCCAGGGCGGAUUUUUACGAAAGGACGAACCUGUAUCGCGAGAUAUGCUCGCAAGGGUCGGGCGUCGUGCAAGGAGCGGCAACGAUACGUUAUCGUCGUUUCCUGAAACCUUUCACCAUCUUCAAAAUAACUUCUAAGAUUAUAUAUUGGGAUGAAAAAUCCAUAUUCAUGGAGCAUCGAUUCAUUACGACCAGCGAUGAAUUCGUCAGGGCUAUCGCUAUAUGCAGGCAAAAACUUUUGGAUUGUAACGCCGAGACUAUCAUCAGUACUCUAAUGGAACGGGGCGUGAAGCAAAACGUAGAGGCGGGUGCACCACAGAUACACAACGUGAGACCUCAAAUGCCACCAGAAGUCGCCAGGUGGUUGGAGAGUAACGAAAUCUCUUCGGCGCUUCUUCGCCAAAGUGCUGCAGCGACCACGCAUUGCUGACAAAAGGAGGACGCGGCGUCCACCACAAAUGGCGCCGUCUCCACUUCCGUGUACGCGACUACGGCCGUCUAAGGUCGAAGAUUCGAUCGAUGCUGGCUUUCGUUGAUCGUGAAGGCGUUAAUGAAAUCUUCCCUCGCUCGAACGGCAUGCGAGAUAGCUUCGAAUCAAUUUUUUAGGUGAACAAAUUACGGGUGAUCGUUAAGUUUGAAGCUUUUAUCGAUUGCAAGUCCGAUGGUUUCAAAGGUCAAUGGUUAAGAGGGCAGCUUAAUAUUGCCAUUUGUCCGCCUGAAAAUUUGGUUUAACGUUAUUUAUAGCGUGGUUCCGAUGUGUAUAAAUAUGUAUACAUACGUACAUAUGUGUAUGUAGCCGAUGUCGAAAAAGGAAGGAAAUUGUUUUGAAAGAAAUUGAUAAAGAACAAAAAAUUUAAGAGUACAAAGGCUAGACAGAGAUGUGAAAUUAUUUUAAUAUAGGCAAUAGUAUAUGCGCGACUAUCGGACUAUAAGGUGUGAUCCUCCCUCACACGAGAAGGGAGAAUUUAUUUACAGAAUUUAUUUGAUAGAUUUCGUGAUUUUCAAGAUGCUUUACGAGAAAUCUGUCCAGCAACCGUGGAACGGACUGCUAGACGGGCGUCGAGCAAGGUUACAGAUACAAAACCAAUGUGUAAUCCAAAGGAGCUUCCAAAAUUAAAAAAGAGCACCAUUUGUUAAAUAUUCUCCGUUGAAAGUAAUCGCAAGACGCGAGGCGUUAUUUACAUUUUUUAUUAUAUAUAUAUAUAUAUAUAUUAUAAAUAUAGUAUAUAUAUUGUACAUAUAGCGAUUGGCGCCGGUAAUGAUUUCCGCGAGAGACAGAGAGAAGGGGGGGGGGGAGGGGGUGAGAGAGAGAGAGAAAGAGAGAAUAAAUUAAUAGAAUUCUCCUGAGGAGCUGUUUCGUCGAUGAUAAAUAAAUAAUAACAAUUUACAUAUUUACGAGCGCGUUAAGAGGCGAGUGUUUAUACUUCUAUAACGUGUUACAGGUGCCUUUACAAUUCGUGGUGAAUAUUCGCUUUUUUACGAUUAUUGAAUAAUUGGACCGUGACAUCGAUUUGCCACGCGUCGUUGUUAUUUUAAAUUCCAUUUAUUAUCAUUACUGCAUUUAUUAUUAUUAUUAUUAUUUAUGAUAGGACGUCCGGCAAUCGGGAGUUAAAAAAAGAAGAAAGAAAGAAAUUGUAUGUGGCUCUCGCGUGAUUAAUUUUUUUUUAAAUCGUGUACAAUCCUUGUUACCGACGCCAUUUGCGACGAACAAAUUCAUUAAGGUGUAUUUCAACUUAAAUUUCGAAGUAAAUCGGUAUUCGUAGUUUCGUCAUUGAAAAGUAGCCGACGACGUAGCGAGUCUCGAACAGCUAAAUAGAAUUGUCCACGUGAAUAUACGCGGACACGUUAUUAUACUUCUAGAUGAUAAUAGUGCCAUUUUUUUGUCAGAUAAUAUGUUGCGUUGAUCAUGUUGUGUUGAAGAUACCAUUAUGCAGGAGUAAGAAUAAAUAUUCCUUAGAUGGCUAA
Messenger RNA from Apis cerana (Asiatic honeybee), 4028 nucleotides. Its product is annotated as protein THEM6. NCBI's taxonomy places the organism in Eukaryota, Metazoa, Arthropoda, Insecta, Hymenoptera, Apidae. The record is from RefSeq and is a predicted model, not a curated record.